Humulus lupulus (European hop) is the source of this 1074-nucleotide messenger RNA. Its product is annotated as nucleoside diphosphate kinase 3-like. Bases 130 to 843 code for a protein of 237 amino acids. Gene Ontology annotation, biological process: CTP biosynthetic process; GTP biosynthetic process; UTP biosynthetic process. The transcript has 7 exons. Gene Ontology annotation, molecular function: nucleoside diphosphate kinase activity. Lineage: Eukaryota; Viridiplantae; Streptophyta; Magnoliopsida; Rosales; Cannabaceae. The record is from RefSeq and is a predicted model, not a curated record.
GUGUCGUUUUGACAUAUAAUAGAGCCAAGUAAAAGGCCAACUACGAGGUCCACACUCACUCGUUCACUCCACACACUCACUCUUUCACGCACUCCCAAACUGAUAUCUUCAUCCAUUCAUCGACCAAAGAUGAGCUCCCAGAUUUCCAGAUCUGCCGCUAGAGCCUUUAGAUCCUUCCAGGCUGCUUCUAAGAACGCUCGUUUUCACCCUGAGGGACGAACUGUAGCUGCAGCAGCAACAUUAGCCGCAAGAGGAAAUGGGUCUUUCUUAGCUUCAAACUUUGGAAAAGCUGGUUCUGAAAAUGCAUACACCAGAUGGAUUUCUGGAGCUCUUGCCAUCCAUGCCGCAGCCUACAUGGUACUGGACCAGGAGGUUCACGCUGCAGAGUUCGAACGCACUUUUAUUGCUAUCAAGCCUGAUGGGGUGCAAAGAGGACUGAUUUCAGAAAUCAUAGCCAGGUUCGAGCGUAAAGGGUUUAAACUUGUUGCCAUUAAAGUUGUGAUUCCUUCAAAGGAAUUUGCUCAGAAGCAUUACCAUGAUCUGAGUGCAAGACCCUUCUUCAAUGGCCUGUGUGACUUCCUUAGCUCUGGCCCUGUCAUUGCUAUGGUUUGGGAAGGAGAAGGAGUAAUAAAGUACGGAAGAAAACUCAUUGGAGCCACAGAUCCUCAAAAAUCAGAGCCUGGAACCAUCAGAGGUGAUCUAGCUGUGGUUGUUGGAAGAAAUAUCAUUCAUGGGAGUGAUGGUCCAGAGACUGCAAAAGAUGAAAUCAAUCUGUGGUUCAAGCCAGAAGAGUUGGUAAGUUACACAAGCAAUUCAGAGAAGUGGGUCUAUGGAGACAACUAAUGAAAUUUUCUUCCAAUAAAUAAUACACAUUUCCGGCUAUGCUAAGCUAAGUCCACAUGAAGAGUAGCACAAUAAGAUUUCACAUUUUUACUAUAAUAAUAAUGUUGUUUUUUUAUUGAGGUGAGUUGAGCCAAUAAUAUUAUUGGCCAAGUAGAAUCUCAUUCAAUAAUUUAACAUUGCCACUUUAUUCAUUACUACUUUUCACAUAAUACCAUUUCACAUUUAUAUAUA